AAAUAUUUGAAGUUUAACGAAACACUGCCUUUUUUGUGACUAAGGCGAGGCCCUUUACUUUUUCCACGAGAGAACUUGAGAAAAGCAUGACGUUUGUGAAGUAAUGCAUGUGGUGAGUGUAUAAAAUGCAAUGCAUCGCCGAACAAGCCUUGCAUGAUUGCAGUGGAGCCUAUCAGGCACUUUGUUCGUUUGAGAGAUUCAAUAAAGCUGGCCUGUAUGACCACAGGCUCUAAUACUCAGCAUCCAAAGAAUCUCAUCUCACUUGAUCCUACCUGAAAAAACCCACAAGAUGCGUCACACAGCUAUCUUGCCUCUCCUCUUGAGUUCUCUCAUCUUGACAACCAAUGCCAAAUUUGGCAAGAGAGUUACAUGUUUUGAUAACAAUGCUACUCCUAAGCUGACUCUCCCCUGGGGUACCUAUGAGGGGAAGCCGUAUGGAGCAGAUGGAGAGACUGUUCUUUUCAACAACGUCCGCUUCGCAAAGCCGCCCGUUGGUAACCUCCGCUUCGCCGCACCCGAAUAUCCUGAUGCCAUACCAGACAGCAGCAAGAUCCAAGAUAGCAGCUGGGGUCCAAACUGUAUUCAGGCAGCUCCUUCAAAGUCCAAACACAUUUUCGAAGACUUCCCUGAACCUCCUUCAAACGAGACCCAAUCCGAAGACUGUCUUUUCCUAGAUGUCUACGUCCCCGCAUGGGUUCUUGAUCCUGAGGCCGGCGAGAAGAUCCCAGUCGUUGUCUGGAUCUUCGGUGGCGCCUACAUUUUUGGCGGGAAGAACACUACGUUUGAUGUAGAAGAUGGUCCACCGUACAACGCAUAUGAUGGAGCAGGCGUUCGUCAAUACACGGACAAUGGUGUCAUUUGGGUGACCGGUAACUACCGACUAGGAGCCUAUGGAUUCCUGGCUGGUGAGUACAUGGAGGAAAAUGCUCAACCGAACGCUGGUCUGCACGAUCAACGACUACUCCUCGACUGGGUCCAGAAAUAUAUCGGUCAGAUCGGCGGUGAUAAGAAUGCGGUCAAUGUGUGGGGACUCUCUGCUGGUGCAGGCUCAAUUCUCCACCACCUGACCGCGUAUGGAGGGACCAAAAAUGAAGCACCUCUCUUCGAAAGGGCUGCUUUAUGGAGUACGGCAUUCCAGUGGUCGUACGAUCGGAGAGGAACUUUGCAGGAAACGUUUGACUCUUUUGCGGAUGCUGCCGGGUGCUCGGAUUCCGAUAAUACUCUCCAAUGCCUGAGAGAUGCGGAAAACAAGACGUUGGCGACGGCUAAUCAGCACAUUGUCAGCGACCGUUUGGUCCAGGGAAUGUUUCCAUUCGGACCGGCUGUCGAUGGCGAUCUGGUGCCAGACCUCCCAGCUAACCUUUUGAAACAAGGAAAACAUAUCAGCAUCAGCUCCAUGAUGCUGGCUCACGAUUUCAACGAAGCUCAAAUGUUCUUAGCCGACUGGGUCCAAACAGAACAGCAAUUCUCGGAAUUCGUGGGGUACGCCUUCCCAGGUAAUGCGCUUGCCAUAGUGAGGAAACUCAUCGAACUGCAAUACCCAUCCUCUGCAUAUGAUGACCAGCAGGCACGCACGAGAGUAUUGUUGCGAGACUCGACAUUUGUUUGCAACAAUUAUCAGCUCUAUGGUGCUUACAAAGGUUCAUCACAAAUCUAUUCUUCACGGUACGAAGUCCCACCUGCUCUUCACGGAUCUGAGUUGUUGCUCCUGGUUUGGAAUCGCGAGGCCAAUAUUGCCGAUCUCCUGAAAGGCAUAGCUUCGAACCUCCCGAAGUACCUCAUCGAUCUCUUAGGUGCAAUUCUGGUCCCCAUUGCCAACAAAUACCAAACGUACUUUGCGGGACAUGCUUUGGCCGGUGAUCCUAACUACCUCCUUGGCGGUCGUUUCGUAAAUUGGGAGGUGACUUCUGACGAUGAAGAAGGAUUGAAAGAUGUGAUGAGGAUUGGGCUACAGUUCAUUAACCCUACGUUCUUUCGUUUGGGAGCGGAUACUCAAGUCUCGAAGGGCAACUGCGAGUUUUGGAACACAAUGGCGCAGUUGGUUGCUGAUGCGGUGAAGACAGAUAGUGUGAGGGGAGAAGAGGGGUCGGUGGCUUUCAAAACGCAGAAUUCCGAGCGCCUGAAAGUUGCAGUUCAAGUUGAAUUGUAAGCACACGAUAAACGGAUGUUGGGACAAGCGAGAUUGACGCAGAUGGGGAUGGGGGAAUGACUUAAGGAUGAUAAAAAGGAAGCUGUCAAGGUUCAUAGUAUUAGUCUUGUAUUGCGAUGUCGAGAAAGGGCUAUUCUUUGUCAUCCUAGUGAGCACGCAUUAUUAUAUGAAAAUCACUCUUCUAUUGUGCCAUGGGA
Messenger RNA from Mollisia scopiformis, 2346 nucleotides. Its product is annotated as alpha/beta-hydrolase. The record is from RefSeq and is a predicted model, not a curated record. The transcript has 4 exons. The coding region runs from base 290 to 2149 and encodes 619 amino acids. NCBI's taxonomy places the organism in Eukaryota, Fungi, Ascomycota, Leotiomycetes, Helotiales, Mollisiaceae.